AAAUAUGUUCCUUUCUUUGUAAACUCGCAAACAUGAUCCAAAGCUCCAUUUCUGUUCCUUUUUCACAAAUUUUAAAAAUAAGUUUCCUAUAAGUAAAUAAUGGAACUUGACCUUAAGCUCCUCCUUUUCCCAUUAGAUAUUGUUAUACUUUUAUAAAUACUAUUUGUAAUUUUAUAUUAUAAUUUGUAUAAAUAUAAUUCAUUCGGGAUCAAAAGAGUCCACAUCCCCUAAAUUCGCAGCAUUCAUAGUGAGUAGAAAUGGCUUUGGGUGGAGGUGGACCGCAAAGGGGGACUGCAGCAGCAGCAGCUGCUAACCUACGUCGAAGGAAGACAGGAGGAGCAGGUGGAGCUGCAGGAGGAGCAGGUGGUACCAUGCUCCAAUUCUACACUGAUGAUUCCCCCGGACUCAAGAUAUCCCCCAAUGUUGUGCUUGUAAUGAGUAUUGGCUUUAUAGGUUUUGUCGCAAUCCUUCACGUCAUGGGUAAGCUUUACUUUGUCCGCAGAGAGGGCUAGAGCCAUCUCAUUGCUGACUUUUGAAACUUUUGUUGGGCAAACAGCUUUCUAGUGAAAGGAAAACUGACAUUGUAGAUUUGUUUUCUUGUUUGUUUGUCUAUGCAAUGAAGUUUAUAGAAAAGUUUUCAUAGUUAUGAGUUGAAACUGUUUCUUGUGCCA
Messenger RNA from Solanum lycopersicum (tomato), 671 nucleotides. RefSeq names its product protein transport protein Sec61 subunit beta-like. Gene Ontology annotation, biological process: post-translational protein targeting to membrane, translocation; SRP-dependent cotranslational protein targeting to membrane, translocation. The record is from RefSeq and is a predicted model, not a curated record. Gene Ontology annotation, molecular function: guanyl-nucleotide exchange factor activity. NCBI's taxonomy places the organism in Eukaryota, Viridiplantae, Streptophyta, Magnoliopsida, Solanales, Solanaceae. Gene Ontology annotation, cellular component: endoplasmic reticulum membrane; Sec61 translocon complex.